This is a messenger RNA of Epinephelus fuscoguttatus (brown-marbled grouper), 4012 nucleotides long. It is a transcript of the gene u2af2a, whose product is annotated as U2 small nuclear RNA auxiliary factor 2a. The coding region runs from base 576 to 2009 and encodes 477 amino acids. Gene Ontology annotation, biological process: mRNA processing. Gene Ontology annotation, molecular function: poly-pyrimidine tract binding; pre-mRNA 3'-splice site binding. The transcript is spliced from 12 exons. Gene Ontology annotation, cellular component: nuclear speck; U2-type prespliceosome; U2AF complex. The record is from RefSeq and is a predicted model, not a curated record. Lineage: Eukaryota; Metazoa; Chordata; Actinopteri; Perciformes; Serranidae.
UCAACUUCCGGUGUCACGGGGUUCCUGGGAGACGGAGCAAAAAAGCGGGCAUACCGAAAUCUUAAUUGUUUGCACUAGCCUUUAAACAUUUAAAAGCGCAUGCAUUUGACUUAUAUAGUCAAACAAUUGCGCCUUGUGGACCAGUGACCCCCUGGGACCUGCAUUUAGCGUGGAAACGAGUCUCAUUCAUCCGUCUUUCGCAGCAGCUAGCAAGCUAACGAGCUAACGAGCGUCCACACUAGUGUCUGGAGCAGGAGGCCUAUUCUUCUGGACUUUGCUACAAGCUAGUUAGCUAACGUUAGCAGGCUAACCCAUGCGAACACGUUUUCUUUCUCAAUGAUUCUGUCUGUUACGUUGUAAAUAUACACCACACGGCUGAUGUGCGUGCUGGUUAACGAUUUUUGUAAGUUCUGUUGUUAAAUAGGCCGUUAGGUGAAGCAAACUUAGUCGAGCUAACUUACAUCUACGGGGCACUUGCUUUUGAAAGUGUUGUUCACUUUGUUGCUAGCUUAAGCUAGCCACCGCCAACUGAACAACGCAGUCGCUGAAAGCGUAGCAGCCUUCAUCCCACAGAGAUGUCGGACUUCGACGAAUUCGAAAGACAGCUCUCUGAAAACAAACAAGCUGAAAGGGACAAAGAGAACCGCCACCACCGCCGGUCCUCCUCCCGCAGCCGUAGCAGAGAGAGGAAAAGGAGGAGCAGAGACAGGGACAGACGCAGCAGGGAUCGCCGUGGGGACAGUAAGGAGCGCAGACACAGACGCAGCUCACCAUCCAGCUUCCCCCAGGACAAAGCUGGAAGCCGUUCUCCACACCGUGAGAAGAAGAAGAACAAGGUGAAGAAGUACUGGGAUGUCCCUCCACCUGGUUUUGAACACAUCACUCCCAUGCAGUACAAAGCCAUGCAAGCUGCGGGCCAGAUCCCAGCCACAGCCCUCCUGCCGACCAUGACUCCAGAUGGCCUGGCUGUUACUCCCACCCCUGUCCCUGUUGUGGGCAGCCAGAUGACCCGGCAGGCCCGCCGGCUUUACGUGGGCAACAUCCCCUUUGGUAUCACAGAGGAGUCCAUGAUGGACUUCUUCAAUGCCCAGAUGCGUUUGGGUGGUCUUACUCAGGCCCCUGGGAACCCUGUCCUUGCAGUACAGAUCAACCAGGAUAAGAAUUUUGCCUUCCUUGAGUUUCGUUCAGUGGACGAAACAACACAGGCAAUGGCCUUUGAUGGCAUCAUCUUUCAAGGCCAGAGUCUCAAGAUUCGUCGUCCCCACGAUUACCAGCCCUUGCCCGGCAUGAGCGAGAACCCCAGUGUCUAUGUGCCUGGUACACAGCCACUUAAUGGUGUGGUGUCCACAGUGGUACCUGACUCUGCUCAUAAGCUCUUCAUAGGCGGCUUGCCCAACUACCUGAAUGAUGACCAGGUGAAAGAGUUGCUGACGUCAUUUGGCCCCCUGAAGGCCUUCAACCUGGUGAAGGACAGUGCUACAGGCUUAUCUAAAGGAUAUGCCUUUUGUGAAUAUGUUGAUGUCAACCUUAAUGACCAGGCUAUUGCUGGGUUGAACGGCAUGCAGCUGGGAGACAAGAAGCUCCUGGUGCAGAGAGCCAGUGUGGGAUCCAAGAACGCCACUCUGACAAGUAUAAAUCAGACCCCAGUGACGCUGCAGGUGCCAGGUCUGAACAGCUCAGUGACUCAGAUGGGUGGCCUGCCCACUGAGGUGCUGUGUCUGAUGAACAUGGUGGCCCCAGAGGAGCUGCUGGAUGAUGAGGAAUAUGAGGAGAUUGUGGAGGACGUCAGGGACGAGUGCAGCAAAUACGGCCAAGUUAAGAGCAUUGAGAUACCUCGACCUGUGGACGGCCUGGAGGUGCCUGGGACUGGCAAGAUCUUUGUGGAGUUCAUGUCCGUUUUUGACUCCCAGAAGGCCAUGCAGGGGCUGACAGGAAGGAAGUUUGCCAACAGGGUGGUGGUGACCAAAUACUGCGAUCCAGACGCUUACCACCGCCGGGACUUCUGGUAGAGGAGGCAUGAAGAAAAGAUGGGAUGAGGGGAGGGAUGGGGAGGGAGGGAGGUUACAUGUAUCGCCCAUUUCAAAAUCGGCCCCCUGAUGAAUUUGGCAGAGCAACGUUUCAGGUAGAUCUGGGAGUAUUAGUUGUUUGACAGAUGGCUUUGGUGGUACCCAAUUUAUCAUUUGAGAUCUACUUGAAAUGUCCAGCAUUUAAAACAGAUAUUUGGAUUGGUGACGGAGAUGAAUUGGGAGGGUUUAUAUUCAGUCCACUACAGAGGGGGCUAGAUUUGGGUGGUGAGGGUGUAGCUGGGUGGGUGGGGAAGUCAAAGAUUUUUGAGAAAUGUGUGUAAUAAUAGGUCCAGGGUGGGGUCAACAAUUUUUAUACUUUGUGAGACAGGGACGUCAUGUUGGGUGGGAGGGGGGUGCCCCACUUUAAGGUUUGUAUUUAAAUGGAGGUAGCCUGUUUUAAGUACAUUAGGAAGGAGCUGCAGUAGGGAACUAACUGGACUAUUGUGAUGGGGAGGAAGGGUGGAGAAAACAGGAGUGUUUAUUCGAGAGAGGGAGAUGGGGAGGAAGAUGAGGGCAUUUUUGUUUGACCAUCUAAUCUAGAUACUCAGUAGUUGUAACAUCCACUUCCGUUUUACCACCAUCAUUAGAAAGGGUGAGAGGAGACUUCUCUUUUUUCAUUUCUCCAUGUUGUUUCAUUUCUCAUCAGAUUGCUGCCCCCCUCAGGACGAUUGUUAGAGAAUAUGUUGUCUAAUUGGACUUUAUCUGAAUGUCAACUGUAAUUGUUUCAAUACUGUGUGUAGCUUCACUGAUUUGAGCUGUAACAUCACCUUGUAUUCAGGCCGCAGAAUAACACAAGCUGCAGAAAAAGAACGUUACGCCAGUUUCUCUUUUCCUUUUCUAUUUUCUGUAACUUUUUUUUUCACGUCCAUCUUUUGUGCACAGCUUUUAACAGGUGAGGUUGUUUUUGUCUCAGCAGUUCAGUCCUGAUUUAAUUCAAGAGGAAAUAAACAAAGGAAGAUGGGGAGAGGCAAACAGAUUGGUAUUUAACAGGGGAUUUUUAUCUUCCUUACCAAAAAGCCUUAAUGUUAUUACAUGUCAAUUCGCUAAGGGAAAAAAAGAAUUCGGCUUGCCCCCUGUGUCAAUGAUGUCUGUAUGUUUAUAGAUGUCUUGUUCUUUGGUCUUGCAUCACUAGUUUUCAUUUUCCCUUGUUUCCCAGCAGAUUUUGGGUGUAAGAUGUUUUGGACCCGGUUGUUAUUUUUUGUGCAACGUCUCACCUCUUUGACAAGACCAAAUAAACACGUGACUAAUACCCACGACUCAUGUUGUGCCACAAGGUGAAACCAAAACCACACAACUUUCUCUUUGUUCUGCCGACUGCCAGCCUAAUUUGUUUAAAUGACUAAGUAGAUAAAUUGAUAAGCGAUGUUUCGUCCACACUAAAGAAUAACACUGCAACUGGGCUCUCUAGAGAGUCAUAAAUUAAAGCCUGCAGACUGAAGACUUCCUGUCAUACACCCUAUUAAAUUUCUACAAUGAAAAAAUCAUGUCACAUUUUAGUGUCAAGCGUUUAUUAUUUUAUUACGGUAGUGGUUUUUCACUACAUCUAAGAGGUCGUUGUUUGGAUGUUAAACACUGUAUGUACAUCUGCUUUUCUCUCAUCUCCCUCAUCUUCUGCCCUUGAUUCUCUGAGGACCACAUGUUCACACUGUACGGGCUUGAGACUAUGCUUUCAUUUUGGUUUGCUUAAGACAGCGCUGAAGAGAGACUGUGUCAGUGAUAACACUUUUGAGAUGUUACUCCUUACUUUCUGAAAUCUGCUUUCUCAGUGUCACUGUUGUCAGUUAAUUUCUUUUUUUUUUCUCUGGAAAAAAAAUGUGAUUUCUUAAAUGAUUUAAAAACCUUAAAAAAAAACAACACACACACAUCUAGUUUAUAAAAAAGCAAAAACAGUCUUUCAUUUGUCCAAUUUGUUUUCAAAUGUUGAUUAAAAACUGAAUUUACAUGAU